AUGAAAGAAGAACUGAGAGAGGAGAAAGAAGCCCUCAUCAUGGCGCAAAAGAAGCUCGAGAUGGACAUUGCUGCCUUCACCAAGGAGAAGGAAGAAUUCGAAAGAGAUGUUCAAAGACGAGGCCUAAAACACAGGGAAGACGAACAGAAAGAGGAUUCGAGACUUGAGGAAAAAGGCCUCGGAAAGGAGGCUUCUUUGUCACUUGGCCCCAGAUCUGUGGAAGAUCGGGGAUAUGGAUUUAUAUCAAUGAACAGAGGACAGAAACGCUCUCAGAAUAGGAGGAAGACUAGGAAGACGAUACUUCAGCUGAUUGACCUGGUAAAGAAGUUGCAGGACUCGGGACUUGGAAGACAACCUAAGGAAGACGUAAAACGGAAGGCUGAGCGUCAACCUGCGCGUGGAGCGCGGAAAGAACGCGACCAACGGAGGGCGGCUAAAGAACCUACUACCAAUAUGCCAAAAGGACACGAUAAACGAUGGGCAACAAAACCACCUGCUACCAAGAAGCCCAAAGACCACGACAAACAGAGGCCAGCAGAAGUAUCUUUCAAGGUAAAGCCGCAAAAAGGUGGUCAAAGGAAAGGCGGCAAAUUACCUGUUAGGCCCAAAAAAUGGAAGACUAUAGAGGAAGAGAGAGACGGACUAGUGAUUGCACUAUUAGUCCAGAUGGAGGAAUUCUCCUCAGUCUCGAAGAAUGUCGCAUUUAUAAACCACUUGGAUAGACACAUCUUUAAUCUUGAAGCGGCCACAAAGGACGAUUUGGGAAAGGUGAUCCUAAAAGUCCAGCAAUGCCGCUGUCAAGACUCAAAAUGGAAGAAGAAAGAAAAUGAUGAGACGCCAAAGCCUCGCAUCGGCCAGCGGAAACUGAAAAAGUUGCUGGCAGAAAAGAGGCGAUUAAUAGAUGAACUUUAUUUACAAGUAGAAGACCUUGAUCCAAUCGACGAAAACGUCCCUGUGAUAUAUCACUUGGAUGGUCACAUAUUGGACCUCCAGCUGGCUGGAGAAGGCACGAUGGGCGCUGUCAUAGCAGAGACCAAAAACUGCCAGUGUCAAGCCUAUCCAGAGGACAACGACGAAGGAAAAUGCAAUUGGAAAUGGAAGAAGCUGAUAGCCGAAAGGGACGACUUAGUCUUUGAGCUAAUGGUCCAGAUCGAAAAAAAGGAUCCAACCUCGGCAAAUCUGGAGGCAAUAGAUCACCUGGAAAACCACAUCUGGGAACUCGACUUGGCUUCAACAGAUGAGCUCAAAAUGGUGAUCAGGAAUAUAAUGAAAUGCUCCUGUCAAGCUGCCCUGCCUAAGGACUAUAGGAAAGAUCGGAAGAAGAAGAAGCCGUGCUUUUGGCAGAAGCGUUGGAAGAAACUUCUAACAGAAAGGAAUAGAUUGGCAGAGAAUUUGUCGGCACAAAUAAAAGAAGUUGCUGACAACUACGGAGAAUAUACCUCGCUGACAGGACACUUGCAGAGACACCUGUGGCUCCUCCAAAGAGCAAAAGCAGGAGACAUUGAGUUCCUCAUGGAAAAAAUAAUAAAUUGUUGGUGUCAGACUCCAUGGCAGAAUGAAGAUUAUGAAGAUUAUGAAGAUGCACCAGACGACAUUGAGGAAUAUUCGUCUCCUUAUGAAAAGUCGUACUAUUCUGGAAUCGAAGACGCACCACCAGACGACAUUGAAGAAUAUUCGUCUCUUUAUGAAAAGUCGUCUUAUUAUAGAUUCGAAGCCGUACCAAGCGGCAUAGACGAAUAUUCGUCAUCUAUUACAGAUGAGAUAAUUGACAAAUAUUCGUCCUCUGGAGAAUCUUCGCCACAGGAACUUUCCCCAGAGAGACAGCAGAGAGGAGAGUUCCAAGGUCGGGAGACUCCCAGGAGAGGUGAUAUCCUCACCAGCCUCGAUGAGGCUGAAUCCUCUCUCGCCAGUUUCGUCGGGCAGCAACUCCUACAGCAAAUCAAAGAGCAGGAGAACGCCCUCAUUGAAAAGCUGAAAGAGUAUGAUGAAGCGAGGGAGCUUUUAAAGAAUGAGAGAGGUGCUCUUGAUGCUGAAAUGGAACUCCUCAACCAGGGGAAAGCAGAGCUGGACAUUGAACGACAGCAAUUCCAUGAAGAGAAGGUCGCCUUUGAAAUGGAACUCAUUCAAAGGGAGGCCUUGGAAUUGGAUAGGGAUGUCCUCCAGAGAGAGAGGGAGACAUUCUGUGUGGAAUUAGUUAACAUGAGAGAAGAACUAAGAAGAGAAAAAGACAACCUCACCAAGACUCAAGUGAGGCUCGUUGAGGAUGCAGUGGACUUGAAAUUAGAGAGGGAAGCCCUUCAGAAUGAAAUGAGGCUCUUUUGUGCCCAAGUCGUUAAAAUGAAAGACGAACUGAGAGAGGAAAAAGAAGCCCUCAUCAUGGCGCAAAAGAAGCUCGAGAUGGACAUUGCUGCCUUCACCAAGGAGAAGGAAGAAUUCGAAAGAGAUGUUGAAAGACGAGGCCUAAAACACAGGGAAGACGAACAGAAAGAGGAUUCGAGACUCGAGGAAAAGUUUAGGAAUAUAAACAACAGAUCAGUCGGCACUCAAACAAAGAGACCGGGGACAAACAGCAUGCAGGAUAUGAGUGAGAAAUUAAGGAAGUUUCCAGAAGACAAACUUGAGGAGAGGGAAUCUCGACAAGAAAAACACACAGACGAAAAAUAUUCCUCAGAAACGAAGUGCCCAAAUUCUUUGGUCCUAAACGGUCUUUUGGAAGAUAUGAUAAGCGAUCUUCGUAGAAUCUUCGAGAGAAUAGACACGCUAGAAAACGAAUAA
Messenger RNA from Macrobrachium nipponense, 2775 nucleotides. RefSeq lists its product as uncharacterized. Lineage: Eukaryota; Metazoa; Arthropoda; Malacostraca; Decapoda; Palaemonidae. The transcript is spliced from 2 exons. Bases 1 to 2775 code for a protein of 924 amino acids. The record is from RefSeq and is a predicted model, not a curated record.